Octopus bimaculoides (California two-spot octopus) is the source of this 1999-nucleotide messenger RNA. Its product is annotated as failed axon connections homolog. NCBI's taxonomy places the organism in Eukaryota, Metazoa, Mollusca, Cephalopoda, Octopoda, Octopodidae. Gene Ontology annotation, cellular component: cytoplasm. The record is from RefSeq and is a predicted model, not a curated record.
UUCUCUCUUCUCCUCUUGCGAUUUAGAAACAUUUAAAGAAUAUCUUGUACAUCUUCCCAUAUGACCUAAAUUCGGUAAAUUAGAGCGGGCUGACUGACAUUUAGAAAUGUAGAAAGAUUAUCCUCUCUUACGAAUUCUUCAGUUAGUCGCCGCUGUUACUCAAUGGAUAAACAUUGUCUGAAGAAAUGUCAAAUUUAAAAAGGAACGAAACCGUAUUCAACACAUCUACAAUGAUAUCACAGAACACAAUAUCGCAAUGGACUAUUGCUACUGGUGUUGCAGUGCUUACUACCGCAGGCCUUCUUUUCGCCUUUUUACGAUGCAGAAGGAAGACAGUUUAUCCAGAAAACAUGAUCAUACUUCAUUUGAUACCAAGAAUACGAGAAGCUCCGAACAUCUCUCCUUUUGCCAUAAAGCUAGAGACUUUUCUCCGUAUGGCCAAGUUGCCGUAUCAGGUUGAAUAUACCCAUAAAAUGUCACCGAAACACAAGUCACCUUGGAUUACAUACAAUGGAGAAGUUGUCAGUGACUCCCAGUUCAUUAUUGAGUAUUUAAAUAAGAAAUUCGAUGUUGAUUGUAACAGUCAUCUCACAGAUGAACAACAAAGUAUUGCUAGAGCUAUGCAGAAAAUGGUAGAAGAGAAUUUAUUUUGGGCUUUGGCUCUCAGUCGAUUUGUUUACAGUUAUUCUGAUCCAUCUCUUCGACAACUGAUUCCUGUUCCAAAAAUUAUCAUUUGGAGAAUAAAGAGAAUACUUCUCAGUCAAACAUAUAGCCAGGGUAUUGGUCGACAUUCUCGUUCUGAAGUGGAACAUAUUGCAAUGGGAGAUUUAAAGGCACUCUGUGAUUUUAUUGGUGAAAAGAAGUUUCUCAUGGGAGAUAAACCUUGUGAGACUGAUUGUGCUAUAUUUGGGAUAAUUGCAGUGACAAAACAGAUGCCGAAAAGUAGCUUUUGCACUAAGAUCAUUGAAGAUGGAAUAUUCCCUAACCUAACAGCUUACUUUGAAAGAAUGAAAGACUUGUAUUGGCCUGACUGGGUUGCUCCAGACUUGAAAUUUCCAACAUUUGGUCUUCAGCCUCUGAAAGACUAAAUAAUUGAUCUUUUUUUUUCAUUGAUGCAAUAUUGAUUUUACUGUUUUCUUUUUUCUUUUCCUUUUUUCAUUAGUUUUAAUACUUUAGACUUAUUUAAAUGUAUUAUUGAUUAAUUAUAACAGAAAAAAUAUUUGGUUUCAAAUAUUGGUAGAACUAUGUUAAGUAGCUACUCUUCAUUAUUACAUAUAAAAAUGGAUAAAGUUCAUUCCCAAGUCGUAUAGACUCCCAGGGCUGGUUUCCUGGAUUCUCUGGUGUAUAUGUUCCCCUCUGGAUAGGACACUGGUCUAUCAAAAGAAUACUCAUUUUUACCAGCUGAGGGGAGUGGAGCAUUGUGAAAUGAAAUGUUUUGCCUGAGAACACAACGCAUCGCCCAGUCUAAGAAUUGAAACCACAAUCUUACAAUCAUGAAUUCAACACCCUAACCACAAAGCCACAUGCGUCCACAUUGUUAUAUAUCCAAGUAACUCAAAUCUCUGUUAUAUUCAUUUGUCUGAAGUCAUCUCUUGUAACAAUGGAUAAGCUAAAUCACAUUGUAUUUUCAAUAUGGCAUUUAUCUUUUAUAUGAAAGCUCAUAGCUUAAUGAGAUGUUCAUCAGUGGAAAUUUUAUUUUUACAAUACUCACAAAGCGAUUAUUUCUUUUCUUCAUUUGAUAUUCAAAACACAAAUAAUAUACAAGUGCCAUAGUAUAACAAUGAGGUUUCUAUAAACUGAAUCUGCAAUAUAUAUUCCAUCUACAGUUGAAGAGCUUCCCUGCCUUUGAUAAUCCUCAUAAAACCUUGAAGAUUUUUGAUACUGAACUAGCUGCCUGUCAAAGGUUGUGGCAUGCUUUAUUCAAAAAUAUAUUUGAAACAUUCUAAUUAAUAGACAUAAAAUUUAAUGAAUCAGUUUUGAUUAAAACAUAAUUUACACA